Molecule: messenger RNA, 3967 nt
Organism: Manduca sexta (tobacco hornworm)
Lineage: Eukaryota; Metazoa; Arthropoda; Insecta; Lepidoptera; Sphingidae
Product: helicase SKI2W-like
Exons: 17
Coding region: 87-2816 (909 amino acids)
Biological process (GO): nuclear-transcribed mRNA catabolic process, 3'-5' exonucleolytic nonsense-mediated decay
Cellular component (GO): Ski complex
Molecular function (GO): RNA binding; RNA helicase activity; ATP binding
Source: RefSeq, a predicted model, not a curated record
UAUUGAAACUAGAAGAAGGACAUCACGUGUUCGUAGCGGCGCACACGUCUGCCGGUAAAACAGUUGUCGCUGAAUACGCUAUUGCUAUGUCAAGAAGAAAUUGCACUAGAUCCAUCUACACUUCUCCAAUAAAAGCACUUUCCAACCAAAAGUACAAUGACUUCAACAAGUUGUUUGGUGAGGUUGGGUUACUCACCGGUGACUUACAAAUCAACGCCAAAGCGCCCUGUCUGGUGAUGACCACGGAGAUCUUACGGUCAAUGUUGUACUGUGGUUCCGAUGUCACUAGAGAUCUCGAGUUUGUGAUAUUUGAUGAAGUGCACUAUAUUAAUAAUGCUGAGCGAGGCUACGUAUGGGAGGAGGCGCUGAUCCUCCUGCCAGCGCACGUGAGUAUAGUGAUGUUGAGCGCCACGGUGCCCAACACGCUGCAGUUCGCGGACUGGGUGGGCCGCACCAAGAAGCGGAUGGUGUACGUCGUGUCCACGCCGAAGCGACCCGUGCCGCUGUGCCAUUAUCUUUAUACAGGAUCUGGGGGCAAAUCAAAGCACGAGAGAUUUAUGGUAGUGGACCAAGAUGGGAACUUCCAACUAAGGGGAUACAACGAAGCUGUUGCAGCUAAGAAAUCCAGAGAAAAUGAAUAUAAAAAGAGCUUUGGGCCAAAAGGUGGAAAGCAAAUGAGCAACUCAAAAGCAGAACAGACCAUGUGGGUAGCCUUUAUCGAUCAUUUGAAGCAAAAGGACAAGCUCCCUGUGGUCGCAUUCACACUCUCACGUAACAGAUGUGACCAAAAUGCACAAAAUCUGGUGUCAGUUGAUUUGACCACCGCAAAAGAGAAGGGACACAUACGUUCUUUCUUCCAGAGAUGCUUGCAAAGGUUGAAAGAGCCCGAUAGAAGACUGCCACAGGUAAUAAGACUGCAAAGAGUGUUGGAAAAUGGCAUCGGCGUCCAUCACAGCGGUAUAUUACCGCUGCUCAAAGAAAUCGUCGAAAUGCUGUUCCAAUCUGGUUAUGUGAAGAUCCUGUUCGCGACGGAGACGUUCGCGAUGGGCGUGAACAUGCCCGCGCGCACCGUGGUGUUCGACGAGGUCACCAAGUUCGACGGCGUGCAGAGGCGCACGCUCGCGCCCGCAGAGUACAUACAGAUGGCGGGCCGCGCCGGGAGGAGAGGUCUGGACGACACUGGUACAGUAAUAAUCCUGUGCAAGGACGGCGUGCCAGACCUGGUCACGCUGAAGGGCAUGAUGAUGGGCACGCCGCAGAAACUAUCCUCGCAGUUCAGACUCACAUACGCCAUGAUCCUCAGCCUGUUGAGAGCGGCAACAGUAUCAGUGGAAGGCAUGAUGCAACGUUCAUUCCGUGAAUUCCAUCAAUUAUGCCAAGCGGACAACUACAAAAAGCAACUUCAAUUGGCAGAGAAGGAGUAUUCUGAGAAGUGCAGUACACCGCUGCCUGCGCAUUUAGCGCCAUUAACGUUGUUCUACGAUACCGCAAGCUUGUAUAUAGAUCUGAUGAAUGAGUUCAUGCCGAUAUUGCUGAACCAACCCAAAGUGGCGAAGGAAUUGGCCCCGGGCAAGAUAAUGAUUGUAUCUGCCGGACCGUAUAUUAAUCAGCUCGGUAUAUUUUUGAAUGGCAAUGGACCCCGGCAGACUCCAUAUAAAGUGUUAGUACUAAACACAGCAGAACAAGACACCAACAGAUAUAACUUCGAAGUGGACGACAACUGGUAUAGGAUGCUCAGCUUCUCUGUUAUGUACGACGGUAUAGGUACCGAAGAGAGUACGCUAGAUCACACAAUACUGUGCAUAGCACCCAAAAACAUAAUAGCUAUUACCAAAAUGGAUCUCAAAAUUGAUGCCAACAUCAUCAUACAAGACUGGGAGAAGAGGCAGAUGCCACGGUUCAAAGACGCCCCGGUGGGGUCUAGCUGCGCAGGCGCAGUGCAGGAGCUGUCGCGACUGUCGCACGCGGUGCGGUCGGGCGCCACACAGCUGCCGCAAGUCAAUCUCACGCAGUCGCUCGCACUCACCACCGGCGAGAUACUUGAUGCGCUCACGCAGAUGAAGACGCUGACUGCUGUACUAGAACAACAAAAGAAAAGCACGGACAUAGCGAACUUCAAAUCGGAAUUCGCAAUAAUCUACGAACGCAAGCAAGCGGAGAAGAAACGUGAUAAGUACAAGAGAUUGCUCUCGUUCGAGAACCUCGCUCUCUACCCGGACUACCAGCGGAGGCUGCUCGUGUUGAAAGAACUGAAUUACAUUGACGAACACGACAAUGUUAUAUUAAAAGGUCGCGUGGCGUGCUGCAUGGGUACCAACGAGCUCAUCAUAUCGGAGCUGGUGUUCCGCAACGUGUUCACCGACAAGAACCCGGCGGAGAUCGCGGCGCUGCUCAGCUGCUUCGUGUUCCAGGCGCGGACGCAGGUGGAGCAGGCGCUCACCGACAAACUCGACGAGGGCGUGAAGGCCAUCGAGGCGAUCGAUGCUGAGUUGGCGAAGGUCGAGUCCAAAUAUAUGAUAAACCAAUUCGAAGGUCAACAAGAAAGACUUAAUUUCGGUCUAGUCAGGGUCGUAUACGAAUGGGCACUUGAAAAGCCAUUCGCGGAGAUUAUGGAGCUCACGGAUGUGCAAGAAGGAAUUAUUGUGAGGUGCAUACAGCAACUACACGAGCUCCUAGUAGACGUGAAAGACGCAGCGGUCGCUAUCGGCGAUCCGCAGUUACAAGCAAAGAUGAUGGAGGCUUCAACCGCAAUCAAGAGAGACAUCGUGUUCGCGGCCAGCCUCUACACCACACAGAAAGAAGCUGUCACCAUCUAGCCCAGAGCCAAAGCUCACGCGGCGCUUAAAAGUCUGCGAGAAAUAAAAAAAUCGUAAUGCGCGUUUUAAUACGAUUACGUAAAUUUGUGAUUAGGUAACAUGAUUUGAGAAGACACUGCAAGAUACGGCGAUCUCAAUUUUAAUCUCCGAUCCGAAAAUAAACCAAUCAAAAUAGGUCAUUUGUAAGCUUGUCACAAAACUUUGUUCUGAUUGAUCCAUUUUCGCGAUAUGAAUAAAUCAAUUUGGAUCGCUUAUUUAAAACGACAGUAGAACCUAAGCCAUAUAAAAAACUGCUCUCAUUACGCUAGUGAAAUAACGAGACAAAAGUGUCGAUAUAAUCCCUAGCAUAUAAAUAGUUAAAGCUCAAGUUCCUAACAAACAACGAUUAUUGUAUACUUAUUAAUCACGUUGCCUUAGUGUGCGUCCAAAUCUGCUAAAUGCACGUGAUUGGAGACUUGUGCACGCUUGUUAAUUUGUCCGCGCUAACUUUAACACAGGUUUAACGCAAUCACGUAACAGAGUUAAGGGACCGUUUUGAUAAAUACAUCUCACCUUUGAGUAAACUUUCAAAUAGACAUUUAAUUUAUUGAAUUAUUUAAUAAACCAAGCUGCAAGCUGCAGCUAUUUAAUAAAAAAGCAGCAUCGACUCAGUGGAGAACAACCUUUCAAAUCAGCUUGGUUUAUUAAAUAAUUCAAUAAAUUAAAUGUCUAAACCUGAGAUGCAUUUAUUAAUUUGGCCCUUGGUGAACUUAAUAUGAGUGCGCGACCUCACUAAGCUGCCAAGUAAAGGUGCACGCGAACUGUUCGGGUGCGCGUUCGUACCGCAAUCGCCAUAUUUGGACGUAAUACCUAUAUACCUAUAACCUCCACACACCAAUAUUGCCUUAGCCUCAUAGUACAUUAUAUUGUAAUCAUCUUUUAUAUUUCUGUAUUUUUUCAUAGAACGAAUAUAUAAACAGUAUUUAAUCUGUAGUUAUAAAAUUAUAGUAAAUUUUCUCUAUAGUACAUUAGCUUAGCAAUAACCUUUGUAGUUUAACCGCUUAAGUAAAAAUAAGGGCACACGAGUUGUAAUAGAAAGCUGUAAAAAGUGUCGUGUAUUUCGAAGGCUGUACGAAAGUUUUCGAGCACUAGGACGGCGCCAAAGGGGGGCA